This is a messenger RNA of Salvia hispanica, 827 nucleotides long. RefSeq names its product mitochondrial import inner membrane translocase subunit TIM22-3-like. Gene Ontology annotation, biological process: protein targeting to chloroplast; protein insertion into mitochondrial inner membrane. Gene Ontology annotation, molecular function: transmembrane protein transporter activity. NCBI's taxonomy places the organism in Eukaryota, Viridiplantae, Streptophyta, Magnoliopsida, Lamiales, Lamiaceae. Gene Ontology annotation, cellular component: TIM22 mitochondrial import inner membrane insertion complex; chloroplast envelope. The record is from RefSeq and is a predicted model, not a curated record.
UUAUCCCAAGAAGAAAAUACAUUUCAUUUAUCCAAUGAAUCACAUCAUCUUCAUCCUAACUCCUCGAAUUUACCACUAGGGUUUAGUUUAUCCUGAUUCAAUGUCGAUGCCGGAAAACUCUUCAAAUUCCGACUCAGAAUCGGAAAUCGACAACAUUCCCGCUCACGAUUCGAAUUUCUCGCCCGAUUCCCUGGCUACCGCUAAUCCGUCGACUCCUCCUCUCGUCUGCCUCUUCAAAUUCGCCGGUGACUCCGCCGCCGGUGCUGUAAUGGGCUCCAUUUUUGGUUACGGGUCUGGAUUAAUUAAGAAGAAGGGUUUAAAGGGAUCAUUUGCAGAAGCUGGAUCUUCUGCCAAGACAUUUGCAGUUCUAUCCGGAGUGCACGGUUUGGUCGCCUGCAUUGUGAAGAGAUUGCGGGGAAAAGAUGAUGUCAUAAAUGCAGGGGUUGCUGGUUGUUGCACAGGCCUUGCACUAAGCUUCCCAGGUGCACCGCAAGCUCUACUUCAAAGCUGCCUCACAUUUGGGGCGUUCUCAUUCAUAAUCGAAGGUCUCAACAAGCAGCAAGCCGCCCUCGCUCAGCCAUUUUCCACAAGGGUCAACCGGCAGCAUGAUGGCAUACUUCCUCCGUUGGCAUUACCCCUGCCAAAUGAACUGAAGGAGUCAUUUGCAUCAUUUUGCCGGUCUAUAAGAAAAUGAGACGCAAUGGCGAACUUCGUAAAGCUAAAUCGCCUAUCUUGAAAUUUGGAACUGAAUUGUUCUUUGUAGCAGAGCUGAAUUGAAGGCUUCCCUUUAUUUUUGCGAUUAAUAAAUUUACAUAUACACUAUACAA